Doryrhamphus excisus (bluestripe pipefish) is the source of this 3221-nucleotide messenger RNA. It is a transcript of the gene appl1, whose product is annotated as adaptor protein, phosphotyrosine interaction, PH domain and leucine zipper containing 1. Gene Ontology annotation, molecular function: protein binding. Lineage: Eukaryota; Metazoa; Chordata; Actinopteri; Syngnathiformes; Syngnathidae. Gene Ontology annotation, cellular component: cytoplasm; endosome membrane. The record is from RefSeq and is a predicted model, not a curated record. Gene Ontology annotation, biological process: signaling.
GAGGCGGAGCUGUUUAAGGGACUGUUGUGGAUUCAGCGUCACCCAAAAAAAUCAUAAAAGUGGGAGUUGACGGGCUAAUUUGUUUUGUGUGUUUUCUGUCGUCGAUUAGUAUUUAUCGACGCACCAUCCCAGCCGCAGCCAUGCCCGGGAUAGAGAAGCUUCCAAUCGAGGAGACACUGGAGGACAGUCCGCAGACGCGCUCUCUGCUUGGGGUGUUUGAAGAGGACACGGCUGCCAUCAGCAGCUACUGUGCACAGCUUUAUCAAGCCAUGCACAGGGUAUAUGAUGCCCAGAAUGAGCUGAGCGCUGCCACACAUCUGACGUCCAGACUGCUGAAAGAAUAUGACAAACAGCGUUUUCCUUUAGGGGGCGAUGACGAGGUGAUGAGCUCCACCCUGCAGCAGUUUGCAAAAGUCAUUGAUGAGUUGAGCUCCUGUCACGCCGUCUUGUCCACCCAGCUUGCCGAUGCCAUGAUGUUCCCCAUAAGUCAGUUCAAAGAGAGAGACCUGAAAGAGAUCCUCACCCUGAAAGAGGUCUUUCAAAUAUCCAGUGAUGAUCAUGACAUAGCAAUCAACAGAUACAGUCGCCUGUCCAAGAAGAAAGACAAUGACAAGAUGCGGGCCGAGGCGGUGGAGGAUGUGUACACGUCACGCAAGAAGCAGCACCAGACCAUGAUGCACUACUUCUGCUCCCUCAACACACUGCAGUACAAGAAGAAGAUGGCGCUGCUGGAACCGCUGCUUGGCUACAUGCAAGCCCAGAUCAGUUUCUUUAAGCUGGGUUCGGAAAACCUCAGCCAACAGUGGGAGGACUUCCUGGCCACCAUCGGAACCAGUGUCCAAAACGUUCGUCGAGAGAUGGAGGACGAGGUGGGCCAGAUGCAGGAGACCAUUCAGCAGCUGGAGAAUCUAUGUGACCCUUUGUACGCACCAUGUGAUCCGGACCCAGUCCACACACCCGUGUAUCGAAACCUCACCAGGAAGCAGGGCUACCUCUACAUUCGCAAUAAGACCGGGCUGGUGUCGUCAUCCUGGGAACGUCAGUACUUCUUCACACAAGGAGGCAACCUGAUGCAGCAGGGCCGGGCCGAAGUGGCCGGAGGAUUGGUUACCGACCUGGAUAAUGCUUCCGUCAUGGCUGUGGACUGUGACGACCGCCGCUUCUGCUUUCAGGUCACGUCCUUCGAUGGCAAAAAAGUUGUGACGCUACAGGCACAGAGCCGAAAGGACUGCGAGGAGUGGAUCUCCACCAUCAACAACAUCUCUCGCCGUAUUUACCUCAGCGAGAACGCAGAGGAAGUGGCAGCCAGAGUCAACCAAUCAGCUAUUGAGGCAGUGACGCCAUCACCAUCUUUCCAGCAGAGACAUGAGAGCAUGCGGCCAUCCAGCAAGGGGAGCGUAGGCCGAACAAGCAUCAGCUCUAUUGGCUCUGAGCCCUCGCCCGCCCUCUCUGUGCUCUCAUUGGACGCCCUUGUUGCCCCAGACACACCCAUCCAGUUUGAUAUCAUCUCGCCUGUCUGUGAGGAGAACUCCGGGCAUAGCAAGACGGCGGCUCAGUCUGGCAGGAGAAGUAAUCCAUUCGGAGAGUCAGGUGACAACCCAGCUGAGGACAAUGAAGACUCAAUCCUUCACCAGCUCUUCAUUGUUCGCUUCCUGGGCUCGAUGGAGGUGAAAACUGCUGAGUCAGCUGACGUCAUCCCCGAGACCAUGAGGCAGAUCCUGGCGGCUCGGGCCAUUCACAACAUCUUCAGGAUGACCGAGUCGCACCUGCUGGUCACCUGCGACUGCCUCAAGCUCAUCGAUCCCCAGACACAAGUUACUCGACUCAGGUUCCCCUUGGGCAGCGUACUUCAGUCAUCGUCCCACCAGGACAACAAGAGGCUGUUUGGAUUCAUCCUGCAGGUGGCAAGCGGGCGGCCCGACAGCCGAGCCGUGUGUUACAUCUUCGAGUCCAACGAUGACGGCGAGAAGAUCACUGACAGCAUUGGCCUGGCUAAGCAGAUUGCCCUCCAUUCUAUGCUGGACCGCAAGGCAGCAGAGAAGAGGAAGGAGCAAGACAAGGCCAAAGAGAAGCAGGAAGAGGAGCUCAGCAAGCAGAAACAAAUUGAAAAGGAUCUGGAGGAGCAGAGUCGCCUCAUCGCUGCAUCAAGUCGCCCUGGCAACCCAACAACAGCCGAUGGACACUUUGUGGUGCUGAGCAACAGCCAAUCAGAGGACAGCGAUACCACGGGAGAGGAGGGCAAAAGGAAGGGAGAGUCGGAAGCCUGACCACAUAUGAAAGAAUGCAUGUUUGAUCCCCGUCCAGCUCCGACACUCGAGUCCAUGCUCAGGAAUCAACACCUGGGAUGCCUGGGAAUGGGAAAACAACCUCAACGUGUCUAGUUACUGACUCUUAUAGGUUCUUAAAAAUGCUUUUAUACAGGCUCCUGAAAAAACAUGCAGCUAUAAAUCAACCUUAUUGUAUAAUUUCCUUUUAUAAACAAGCUGCAAGGAGGUGAAGCAGACCCAGAAACAGACCCGCCCCUUUCUCUGGUUUAGUUUGGAUACAAAGCUCUGCCUCCAGACACUGAUGAUGAUGUUCGGUCCGCCAGGAAGAGUUCAGCACUCUUGUGAUUUUUUUUUGUUUGUUUUUUGUCCUCAGUGGCACGGUUUAAAGUGGCUUUCUGCAUUGCACGUGAACGCACCAAGGGCACUCCAAGUGUUAAUGGUGGAUGUUCAAGUUCAGUCAGCUUCCAACCCAAAAGCACUAUAUUGCAUACAUGACCGCUGUGAAUUGGCUCUUUAGCUUCCAGUUUGAUUCUACUGAGCACUGAGGUCGAAGGUCGGCUCCACGGAAGAGCCUCAAAAGAUUUAAAUGUAGACUUCCUCAAAAACAAAAAUGAAAAUGACUGUAGUAUGAUUAACGGGGAAGAUAUUGUUUGGCUCUGAAGUUAAUGUGCCAAAUGUGUUUAAAUCUACAAAGUAUGAUAGGAUAAUAGCUCUCUGAUUAUUGUUGAUGGUCGGAAAUCACAACCUUUACUACAGAGGACAAAAUCAGUACGUUUACGAAGGAUAACGAUGUUUGGUUUUGUGUUUUUUUUUUUUUUUUGCUGUAGGCGAAAAGCUCACGUCGACCGUUCAGCACUUUACUGACGCCAUCUUGGACUGUAAAUACGCCUCAGUGAUCAAUAAUCAAUGGCUUAAAUAGCUUUUUACAGAUGAAUAAAGCACUAACUCCAUCCA